UGGGGGGUGGGCGACACACACCCUGCUGUGGGGUGACACUAGGAGCUGAGGGUGAUGGAAAUAAUUUGGAGUUGGGUCCGGGCAAGGCAGGUCCGGUGCUGGGAUGGAGGGGCCGGGGUGGAUGCUGGUCGAGGGCAGCGCGAGGACCGGCCACGUGCGGUCGGAUGGGAUCCGAAGGCUGUUUUGGGAGGGCGAAGCUUCCUGGCAGCCUGUGGGGACCCCCCGGCCCCUGGCAAGUGGAGCCGGUGCAGCCUCUUCUCCUCGCUGUGGAUCUUGGCAUGGAAAACCCCAAAUAUUGCUAGGAUCCUGCUGAGCGGCUGGCAGCCACGGCUACGUGAUGCCAGGAGCGCCGGCAGCUUCCUUGCGUGCUGUGGCACGUCACUGGCGUCUGUGGAUCCCCCCCAACCUGUACCUGUGCCCCCCAGCCUGGCGAGGAGGUGCCACCUCCCAGUGUGCCCCCCACGCCCCACCCCACGCCUGCUCGAGGUCUGCGGGGGGCCAGCGCUGUGCACGAAUCAUAUUUUACCAGCACGAUUUCCUCCUUUGGCAUCGGUGACAGGAGCGGGGGCGGAGAUGAGGGGAGCCCGGGGGAGACACAAAUGUGCGACUGCAGCAUCCUCACUCUCACGGCUGCAUCCCUCGCGCCUCCUCAUGGUUGCCUUAGCAACCUCCUAUCGAUGGGGUAUUUAUAGAGGAAGUGAGCGCAUGUUGGGAAGCUGGAGGGGGGGGGACUGGGACCGGGUGGGCGUCUGCUAGGUCAGCCUCCAGCUUCAGGCUUCUGCUGGUUUGUGUGGCUGUGUGGAGGCAGGAGGGAUGCUGCCUGCCUUGGCGUCAGCGCGUGUGGUGGUCCAGCUUUUCCUGCUCGUCAGAGCCGGGGGAGGUGGUUAGGAAUUUGCGUGUGGAAAUAAAAAUAAGUGUCUGGGAUGUCUGCCCUUCUCGCGGGCAUUGCUCGUGCUUGUAGGCUUGUGUAGACCUGGCUUAUUGUUCCACUGGAAUAAACCAUCUCUUAGCUCUGAUGCUGGGUGCAUUGGCACAGAUACUUGGAAAAAAGUUAAAGAUAAAAUGUUCCUGAUGCAUUAAAUAUGUUGCCUGAUGCAUGCUGGGGGUCCUGACAGAUCUGAUCUUGAAUAUCCUUAUUUCUGCAUCUCUCUUCUGUCUUUCGAAGGGGGAGAAUGCCUGUAACAAGCAGCAAUACAGAGGUUUUGUGUGAAAACUGUGGCAAGUUUUCCAUUAUGUGUGGUUUUUUAUCUUGUGGGUUUGGGUCUCUUGGUAAAAACUGAUGACAACAAAAGCAGGUCAGGUUGUCCCUGCUCAGAGCUGAUGCGGCGUGUGGGGCAAUGCAUGGAUCCGGAGGCCUCUCAGCUGCUCUCUCAUCCCCCAGGACAGCUCAGAGAAGCGGGGUUGGGUGUGCAGUUUCUUAGGAAAAGGCCUCGCGGUGCGGGCUGUGGGGUGCGGGAGGUGGCAGACCCCUUCUGUGUAAUUCCAGUGAUCUCUGCUUUCCCUCGCUCCUGCUUAAACUCCGUACUGAGGUUUGCAAUCUGAGUUUCACAAACUAUUGGAAAGAAGCUGCUUUCCACCACUGGAGACAGCUCCAGGUUUUCUUGGCCUCUUGCCGCUUUUGGUGCAGCAACCUCAGAAACCCCGGGAAGCCUGAUGUUGGCAGGGAGAGGUGCUAGAUUUACUGAGAAGGUGGCUGUUAGUGAGGUGUGGUAGUGCCCGCUGUGGUGGUGUUCAUCAGCCCUUCUGUGUGUCUGGAUGCCUGCCUUUUACGUGAAAUGAGAAAUGCGUUUCUAGCAUUUCUGAUCCCGCAAACAGCUCGGUGCUGUUUCUGACCUUGCUCUAGCCGAGCAGAUUCAAGUGCUUUUGGGAUAACUCUAAAUAUCUGAAGAUCAGCACAUGGUUUAGUUCCUGCUAUUUCUAACUGUGUUUGCUCCUUCAUUCGCAAUAAAUAUUGCACUGUAGGAGCUGGUUAGUCCUGUCCUCUCUGUCUCCUGACGGAGCUGUGGCUUUGCCACAGCAAGGUGUCACACAAGGCAGGAAGAGAUGAGUUUGCCCAGGAUAGUCUGAUCAGUGGGGCAUCAAGCACAGGGAGAGGACAAAGUGUGGAAAACAAGUGAAAUUCCUCCUGUGAGCAGAGAGGGAUAUACUCUGUUUCUGCAGGACUUUAUUUCACUCUUGUGGAGUUUUGUUUAGUUUUGCUUUUGAAGCACAAAAGGUGCUCUUCCAGCUGGAGAGCUGGGUGCGCAGGGAGCUCUGUCGCUCUUGCUGCUGCCCCUUAGCUUGGCCCAACAACCUUUAGGAGACACAUAUCCUUUUCUUUCCUGCUGUGUAGGCAGCUUUAUAGUGGUGGAGAAAACAGUGUGGCCCUGUUUAAUGCAGACUGUGGAUAGGAGUUGCAGAAGCGAGAACUGGCAUGGCUGCGAAGUAGAUUUAAAACAAGGUAGGCAGGAGGCCCCCAUAGCUGAGUGAGGCAGCAUGGCAAUGUUCUUGGGGGCCAGGAAUGCCCACUCGGUCCUGAAGCGCUUUCCCCGAGCCAACGGCUUCCUGGAGGAGAUCCGGCAGGGCACCAUCGAGCGGGAGUGCAUUGAGGAGGUCUGCAGCUAUGAGGAGGUCAAGGAGGUGUUUGAGAACAAGGAGAAGACGAUGGAGUUUUGGAAGAGCUACACCAACUCUGUCUACUCUGUCAAGGACCCCGGGCACAGCACGGAGCGCUCAGAUGCUAUGUACGUGGUGGUGCCCCUCUUGGGAGUGGCUCUUCUGAUCGUCAUCGCCCUCUUCAUCAUCUGGAGGUGCCAGCUCCAAAAGGCCACCCGCCACCGCCCUUCCUAUGCCCAGAACCGUUACCUGGCCAGCCGAACGGGACGCAGCCUCCCCAGGGUCAUGGUGUACCGGGAGCGGUCGCAAAGCCAAGGGGAAACCCAGUAUCAGCGAGAAGCAAGCAACCGGGUGGCUGGAGAUGGCAGAGCUGGGGGCACCCCCCAGCAAGAUGGCACCCUCUACCCGCCAGAGCAUUCGGUCUCUGUCCUCUCCAGACUGUCCAGUGCCACCCCUCCACCUUCCUACGAGGAAGUGACGGGCCACCCGGAGAGCAGCAGUGGCGAAGAGACUAGUGUCUCCUACAAUGAUCCGCCACCCAAGUACGAAGAGAUUGUGGCCACUGCCCCUGUUGUGGGCAAAUAGCAGGUCUGCCUCCCUCCUGCCUCCUCACACACUCACGCUCACCCACCCACCCUCCCUUCUCCGUGCCCGGGACCCCCUUCAGGUGCCAGGUGGCACCCCGUCUCACCUGUACAAGCUGGUGCCAUCACACAAUAGCCUUACCCUCCUAACCAAAAAUAGCUGUCCCCAAGUGGGGUGAGGCUGGGCUGCAGGAGUGGCUCUGGAGUCAGCCAGCCGUCUCCUGCCCCUCACUCCCUGCUCACGUAAGUGCUGUAGCAGCCGGAGCAGAGCGGCAGCUUGUUCCUGGCUCAUCACGGGGGUCUCCCCAUGGUGCAUUCAAUUUCCUCACUUCCCCCUCAAACAGACAUAACAUUUCCCAUGUUUAAAACAGCCUUGCUGCCUCCCUGGGGUGCUGCUCAGCCUUACCCCAUGUGCUCACCGGGCCCCGUUUUGCUGCUCAGGGCUCUGAUUAGGAGUUGGGGAUGCAGGAGGGGUGUGUCAAAGUUCUGUCCACCCCCACGGUCGGUGUCCACACUCUAUGUUUGGGGAGAAAGUGCAUCCCUUGUGUGGAUUUGCUGCCAGGUGGGAGUGGGGAGCCCAGUCCAUCCUGCGGUGCCUGUAGCGAUAUUCACUGUCAGGAGAUCAGGGAGGAGCAGUCAAGGAGGUGCUCUCUGAUCUCCUAGAUCCCUUUGGAAAGAGGGAAAGGCUUGUGGUGGUCUUGUAUAUGAGGUAAGUGACUUUGGAAUAGCAGGUCCUUUUCACGAUGCUCUCCACUUUCCCCUUGCAGGGUGCUGGGCAGCUGGAGGUCUGGCUGCAGCUGAGCUGGCUGGUGGGCUCAUCUCUGACCUUGAGCCAAAGGUGAUCCCACGGUUUUAAGCAGUGAGGAUGCUCCUUUUUCCUGGCGCGUGGCCUGUCUGGUGUCUGCCCCACAGGUGGGAUGCUGGCACAGGGAGCCUGCAGAUGGGCCAAACCUCCCCUGUCUCUACCCCAAACCUCUCAGUUCUGCCUGGCUUCUCUCUUUGAGACUCUUUGUCCUCCAGAUCAGAUAAAGGGGAAUGCGAGACCCCACUCUCCUCCAGGCCCCUCUGGUGGGCAGAAUGCUUGGUGGCCAUGGCCGUGAUGUGGAGGGCCUGCUGACAGAGGUGGCCACAGAGGUGAGAGCUGACUGGCCAUGCCACGACCUGGCGAUGCCAGUGGGUCGGUUGUAGGACCGAACCCUGAUGACUGUGGUGCCAGUGCCGGGCAGAGCCAGGUGCUUUGCUGUGGGACCAGAGCGUCCCCUUUUCCUGGGCAGCUGCUUUUGGGGUCCAAGCAGUGGGGCUGUCCUUUCCCAGUCAUGUCUGAUGGGUUAAAAAGAGGGUUGCGCUCACCAACCCCCCAGGAGUAGCCCACAAACUCCCAGCACUGCCGCCUCUCGGUGUUCACCCCAGCACCAGUCUCUCCACCAGCACUGAAAGGCUAUUGUGCAUCCAUCGGCUGCUGCACCCCGCUCCAUCCCAGGGAUGCUCUCACAGCAGGUUCCCUCAGCCCAGAGCUGAGGCUUGCCCAGUGUGGCCGUUCCUGGGGCAGGACACGGGGGGGUUUGCGGCUGCUGGCACCUUGUCUGUCCCCUCCCAGGCCUUAUCAAAUUGGGCUUAUGGGAAGACCUGACAGUGAGCAUCAGGGUCAGAACCUGGAAAAGACUGGAGGGAGAUAGAAGGGUGCUCUGCAUCCUCUGUCUUUGAUGCUCGGUCAAUAUCCCUGCAGUUUGUAUUCUGUAAAACUUGGUAUAUUUCUGUGCAAAAAAAAAAAAAGGUAUUUAUUAAAAAACCCUCACUGUC
Tyto alba (common barn owl) is the source of this 4979-nucleotide messenger RNA. RefSeq names its product proline rich and Gla domain 3 (gene PRRG3). Gene Ontology annotation, cellular component: extracellular region. The coding region runs from base 2476 to 3180 and encodes 234 amino acids. Lineage: Eukaryota; Metazoa; Chordata; Aves; Strigiformes; Tytonidae. The transcript is spliced from 4 exons. Gene Ontology annotation, molecular function: calcium ion binding. The record is from RefSeq and is a predicted model, not a curated record.